Camponotus floridanus (Florida carpenter ant) is the source of this 1248-nucleotide messenger RNA. RefSeq names its product odorant receptor 13a-like. The transcript has 4 exons. Gene Ontology annotation, cellular component: plasma membrane. The record is from RefSeq and is a predicted model, not a curated record. NCBI's taxonomy places the organism in Eukaryota, Metazoa, Arthropoda, Insecta, Hymenoptera, Formicidae. Gene Ontology annotation, biological process: detection of chemical stimulus involved in sensory perception of smell; sensory perception of smell. Gene Ontology annotation, molecular function: odorant binding; olfactory receptor activity. The coding region runs from base 45 to 1226 and encodes 393 amino acids.
UGGAUCAUCGAUUAUUAGCAUUAGUUAGAGCCAUUAUCUCGACAAUGACAAGUGAACAAUAUAAGAAUGAUAUCGCAUACGCGAUGACUCCUUUUAAAUUGAUUACAUGGCUUAUCGGUGUAUGGCCACUUCAAGUUUAUGAUAUUUAUUCGCUCUUACGUUGUGUUUUCGGCAUUUUUUGUGCGAUUCUUUUUGUGGUUUUGCCUUCCAUGGAGCUAUACUUUGGCUGUACUGACAUAGAGGAGAAUAUAGACUGUCUGACACUAAUUUGUUGCGGAUUGCUCGGUGUUAUGAAGACGACAUGGUUCCGUAUUAAUACGAAUAGUUUAAUUAUCAAUUAUAAUUCUGCUUUAAACGAUUAUCUAACGAUUGACAAUACAAACGAGCGGGACAUCAUGCGAAAACAUGCUUUCAUAGGAAGGAUUCUUUGCUUUUUCUUCCUGGCCUUUACUUACUUUAGUUGUCUAAUACAUGGAGUAAUUCCUUUUUUGAAUCAAGAUAAUCUCAUUAACAUAACGAAUACAGAUACGGUAUUGAAAUAUGCAAUACCAUCGAGAUGUGCUCUCGAAUAUUUCAAUUUUCCAACAAGCAUGUAUAAAAUCUACUGUCUCAUCGAAAUUGUUAUACUAAUCAUAGCAGCAACAGCAAAUCUUGGUAACGACGUAUUGUUUCUCAACAUUACAUUGCAUAUUUGCGGUCAAGUUAACAUUCUGAGGCUCCGUUUCAUGAACUUCGAUGUUACAAGUCCACGAAUAUAUGAUCGUUUUAACGCGUUAAUUCAAAGACAUUGUUAUCUGAUAAUGCUAGCCAGAAAACUUACUAAUUUGAUAAGUUUCAUAUUGUUAAUAGAACUAUUCAUAAUCGGCAUAUUAAUAUGUAUAAUUGGAUUUCAGCUCAUCCUCGCAUUGAAAGUCAAUGAUAUCGUUAUGAUAGGAAAGAGUUUAAUAACACUGAGUGCUUUCCUGAUACAACUAACGUUAUUUAGUUCUAUCGGGAAUUAUCUGAAAUCUGAAAUGGAGGAGAUAGGACUGUCUAUUUAUCAAAGUGCUUGGUACAGUUUUCCUAGCAAAUUGACAAGAAACGUUAUCUUUAUUCUUAUGCAGGUAAAAUCUCCAGUCAUGCUUCAAGCUGGAAGUUUUAUCGUUAUCAAUUUGCCAACCUAUGUAAGCAUUUUAAAAACCUCUUUUUCAUAUAUAUCUGUACUUCGCAUAAUGGUCGGAGUAUGAAAUAUAAGAUGGAAAUGAUAGA